Messenger RNA from Octodon degus (degu), 1019 nucleotides. Its product is annotated as putative olfactory receptor 2I1. Gene Ontology annotation, biological process: G protein-coupled receptor signaling pathway. Lineage: Eukaryota; Metazoa; Chordata; Mammalia; Rodentia; Octodontidae. The transcript has a single exon. The annotation marks the transcript as partial. Gene Ontology annotation, molecular function: G protein-coupled receptor activity; olfactory receptor activity. The record is from RefSeq and is a predicted model, not a curated record. Gene Ontology annotation, cellular component: membrane.
GUCAACCGCAGCACCGGGGGGUGCUUCCUCCUGCUGGGUUUCUCCGACCGGCCCUCCCUUCAGCCGAUCCUCUUCCUGCUCGUUCUCCUCUGCUACCUCCUGACGCUCGCUGGCAACUCGGCGCUGGUGCUGCUGGCGGUGCGCGACCCGCGCCUGCACUCGCCCAUGUACUACUUCCUGUGCCACCUGGCCGUGGUGGACGCCGGCUUCACCACCAGCGUGGCGCCGCCCUUGCUGGCCGGGCUGCACGGCGCGGCGCUCCGGCUGCCCCGUGGCGGCUGCCUGGCACAGCUGCUCGCGUCGCUGGCGCUGGGCUCGGCCGAGUGCGUGCUGCUGGCGGCUAUGGCGCUGGACCGCGCGGCCGCCGUGUGCCGCCCGCUGCGCUACUCCCGGCUCUGCUCGCCGCGCCUCUGCCGCGCGCUGGCCGCCGCCUCCUGGCUUGGAGGCCUCGCCAACUCCGCCGCGCAGACUGCGCUCCUCGCUGCGCGGCCCCUGUGCGCGCCCCUGCGGCUGGACCACUUCAUCUGCGAGCUGCCGGCGCUGCUCCAGCUGACGUGCGCCGGCGUCCGCGGCGCUCACUCGGUCGAGUCCCAGAUGCUCGCCGCCCGCGUGAUCGUCCUGCUGCUGCCGUCCGCAGUCAUCCUGGCCUCGUACGGCGCGGUGGGCCGGGUAGUGUGGAACAUGCGGUCCCGCGAGGGCCGGAGGAAAGCGGUGGGCACGUGUGGCUCCCACCUAACAGCAGUCUGCUUGUUCUACGGUUCUGCCAGCUACACCUACCUGCAGCCCACGCACAGCUACAACCAGGGCCGAGGCAAGUUCGUCUCUCUCUUCUACACCGUGCUCACACCAGCCCUCAACCCGCUCAUCUAUACUCUAAGGAAUAAAGAAGUGAAGGGAGCAGCGAGGAGGCUUCAGAAAAGUCUGGGAAGGAGGCAGGACAGGCAGUGAGUGGGCCCAAGUGAUGGAAAUACCGUCAGUCAAUUUUUAAAUAUGCAAGAUUUGUUCCAGGGAGUCUAGAG